CGAACAGGAAGUGACGCUAUUUUCCGGUAAAACUUAGAUAAACGCUUCCGGAGAGUUCAAAAUGGCAGCAGCAAUGGAUGUUGACACGCCAAGCGGUACAAAUAGUGGAGCAAGCAAGAAGCGCUUUGAAGUGAAAAAGUGGAAUGCUGUUGCACUGUGGGCCUGGGACAUAGUGGUGGAUAAUUGUGCUAUCUGUAGGAACCACAUCAUGGAUCUGUGCAUAGAGUGCCAGGCCAACCAAGCUUCUGCAACCUCAGAAGAGUGCACUGUGGCCUGGGGUGUCUGCAAUCAUGCCUUCCAUUUCCACUGUAUCUCCCGUUGGCUGAAGACCAGACAGGUGUGUCCCCUGGACAACAGGGAGUGGGAGUUUCAGAAAUACGGACACUAGUUGUGAUAUUGACCUGUUCCUUGGCUUCUGCGAGCAUCAACCUUUCACUUUCCAUUUUGCUUCCUGCUCAUAUACCUAGAUGUUAUUUUACAUGUUUUGCUAUGUUGUAAUUCAAUAAACUGUAAAACCAUCA
This is a messenger RNA of Nothobranchius furzeri (turquoise killifish), 521 nucleotides long. It is a transcript of the gene rbx1, whose product is annotated as ring-box 1, E3 ubiquitin protein ligase. Gene Ontology annotation, cellular component: nucleus; cullin-RING ubiquitin ligase complex. Gene Ontology annotation, biological process: protein ubiquitination; ubiquitin-dependent protein catabolic process. Gene Ontology annotation, molecular function: cullin family protein binding; zinc ion binding; ubiquitin protein ligase activity. The record is from RefSeq and is a predicted model, not a curated record. Lineage: Eukaryota; Metazoa; Chordata; Actinopteri; Cyprinodontiformes; Nothobranchiidae.